AUGUGUUCGGAUGGGAACUGGAAAAAUCACGCCUGGACCCAUUCCGAUGCCGGUCCUUCCUUGGAUGGAAAUUCCCCCAUGCAAAUGCUGAAACACGUUCACAGGCAGAAUCAUUUGGAUGCAAGCGAAGGGCCUCUUUCAAGUCAACCUCAGCCGGAGUACUGGUGUUCGAUUGCGUACUUCGAACUUGACCAGCAGGUUGGCGAAACAUUCAAGGUUUCAUCGGCCUCUCCGAGUGUUACUGUAGACGGAUACGUUGACCCCUCGGGUGGAAAUCGCUUCUGUCUUGGCGCUCUGUCCAAUGUGCAUCGCAUAGAGCCCUCCGAACGUGCACGCUUACACAUUGGCAAAGGGGUGCAGCUUGAUCUUCGGGGAGAAGGAGAUGUUUGGCUCAGAUGCAUGUCGGAUCACAGUGUCUUCGUGCAGAGUUAUUAUUUGGACAGAGAAGCUGGAAGAAGUCCCGGUGACGCUGUGCACAAAGUCUAUCCAGCCGCCUACAUCAAGGUUUUCGAUUUAAGACAAUGCUAUCGACAAAUGCAGCAGCAAGCUGCUACGGCGCAUGCAGCUGCUGCAGCCCAAGCCGCUGCUGUAGCUGGACACAUCCCAGGUCCGAAUUCUGUUGGGGGAAUAGCACCUGCUAUCAGCCUGAGUGCCGCAGCAGGCAUCGGUGUGGAUGACUUGCGAAGACUUUGUAUUUUACGCCUGAGUUUCGUCAAGGGUUGGGGUCCAGAUUAUCCGAGAACAACGAUCAAACAAACUCCUUGCUGGAUUGAAGUCCACCUCCACCGAGCUCUGCAAUUGCUGGAUGAAGUCUUGCACACGAUGCCGGUUGAUGGUCCACGGCCUAUGGAGUAAUAAACUUCCAGCUGUGGUCGGAAAGGUUUCAGGAUCUCUGCUAACCUUUUGCAGCGGAGCUAGGGAGAUUUUUCGUUCAUCAAGUCUCAUACCAAGGCAUCGCAAAAGGACCAGUCUGGAAAGAACCCUUCGAAAUACGUUUUCCAUCGUGAGGUUAUUUAUUUCUACUGCAGUUCAUCGAUACCUCAGUGAGAAUUUUCCGGAAAAUGAAGCUUUCAAACGAAUGCCGAGUGGAAUGGAUAAAGUGAGUGGAGUUUUUCGGAAAAGCUGGGAAAAAGAGAAAUAUUCUAGUUUCAAAAUCGCUUGUUCAUGAAUAUUUCGAUGAACAAAGGCAACGGCUUUCCAACACUUGCUUUUGUUUGUUUUUGUCAUCUAAUCUAAAUCCAAUGGAACGAAGGGCUACGCGAAAUAGCAUACUCCGCAUCAGGCGUGGUAAGGACUGUUUGCAAAAGGUGCCUUUUGUUCGCGAGGACCCGUUAAUUUGGCGGAAGUUUGAUUCGAAAAUUUCGAAUUUUGUCUUGAAUUUCGAAGUGUACAACUUGAUUCCGCAUGAGUUGUCUUCCAAGAACCCGGUAAAAGCGUGAGCGUAUUUAGUUUUUAGUGCAAUUUUUUUGUGAAAAUGAGCGGUUUCCUGCGGACGUACUUCGAUUCUGAGAAUGAAGAACAACAAAUGCAUGAAAUUAUUUGAAUCUAGAUCCUCAUUUUUCUAUUUCACCAUUUUCUUGCUUGUUUCGUUGACGCUUGAUUGAUGACGAUCUUAAGAAGGUUUAUGGCGACAUUUGUGUGAAAUUUUUCGGAAAUUUCAAUUUUUAAGACAAAUUUCUUUUGUCAUGAAAGGAAAAAGUGCGUGAUUUUCGGACUCGUAAUAUUUUUUUAAGAAUUCCUGAGGGAUCUGAUUGAAUUAUAAGAAACUUCUACACUUUUAUCGCGGAUUUGUGUCAAUCUUCGAAUGAAUUGAACGGAGUGAGGAAAUUACUGUCUGAAAUCUGUAAUCGCUUUCAACAGGCGAAGGGUCUUAAUUAGGCAAAUUAUUUCUCCUUCGCGGUUUAAAGAUUUCGAAAUUUUUCAAGUCCAGGAUUGCUUUUUUUUUUUUUUUACUUACAGUACAUAGGUUGCUUUUUUUGUUGGAGCUGAUUUCUUGUUUUGCAGUUUGAAGCGAGGAUGAAAAUUCUCCUUUUUGAAAC
Molecule: messenger RNA, 2039 nt
Organism: Notodromas monacha
Lineage: Eukaryota; Metazoa; Arthropoda; Ostracoda; Podocopida; Cyprididae
Source: the annotation of a GenBank genome assembly